Rhea pennata is the source of this 2698-nucleotide messenger RNA. RefSeq names its product neurochondrin (gene NCDN). Gene Ontology annotation, biological process: regulation of neuronal synaptic plasticity; neuron projection development. The record is from RefSeq and is a predicted model, not a curated record. The transcript has 7 exons. Gene Ontology annotation, cellular component: dendrite. Bases 260 to 2416 code for a protein of 718 amino acids. NCBI's taxonomy places the organism in Eukaryota, Metazoa, Chordata, Aves, Rheiformes, Rheidae.
CCCGCGCGCCCCCGCCUCCUGUCAGCGCCGGUGCUUCCGCCGCGAGGCGGCUGCGGCGUCCCGGCAGAGACACGGACACGGACACGGACACGGACACGGACACGGACACGGACACGGACACGGACACGGACACGGGCCGCGCGGCGCCGCCUCUCCCGCAGCCACCGGGCGAGGACAGCGCGCCGCCGGCGAGCUGCCCACACGCCGCAUGGAGGCGGUGGCUUCGGUGACCUCCUAAGAACGCGCUGGCUUGAUCACCAUGGCUUCAAACUCUGGAGCUGCUCCUGGUACUGAGGGAGCCAGAAAUUUAACAUUGAAGAGGUGCCUUGAUGUGCUCAGAGAUGCAAAAAAUGACAGCGAGCAGUUUGCAGCCCUGCUUCUGGUGACCAAAGCAGUCAGAGCAGGAGAAGUAGACUCUAAAACUCGUCGCCAGAUCUUUGAUGCAAUUGGAUUCACGUUUCCGAAUCGCCUGCUCGCCUCCCGGGAGCCUCCAGCAGGCUGCCCAGAGCACAUGUUCCAGGCACUUGGCCUUACUCUGCUGGCCUGUUUCUGUACCGAUCCACAGUUAGCCAGCCACUCCCAGAUACUGAACAAGAUCCCAGCCUUCAAUGACAUCCUGGUUUCCCCCAGAAAUCCAGACAGUUCAUCCAUGGUGGAUGAUGUGUACCAGUGCCUGACUGCUGUCAUGGCCACUCCCAGGGGCCCCAAACAGUUGGUGUCCAAAGGAACAGUGUCUGCCCUCUGCCAGGCCUAUGUGAACUGCAGUUAUGGCUCUGACCGUGCCUUGCAGCUGCUCCUGGGGCUCUUGGCCACAGCAGAGGCUAAGUGCUGGCAGAGAGACACUCCACACCUCUUGGCUGUGCUGAGCAAGCUCUCCGAUGAGUUUCUCAAGACUGAAGACAUGACCAAAUUUAAGCUGUGUGAGGUUCUGCCUCACUUCAUCCCCCUGUCACCACCACUCACACAGGACUCGCAGGGCUCUGAGUGCCUCCACAAGCUUUACGCAGGGCUGGCUCGCAUCCUGGGCAGUAAACUCAGCCAGUCACAGCGGGACCCUGCUCUGAAGCUUGCUGCCUGCCUUGUGCAGGCGUGUGGGUCAGACUGGAUCCCAGCAGGGCGUGCUGGAGGCAAAUUCUUGGCCUUGCUGGUGAACUUGGCUUGUGUGGAGGUCCGCCUGAUUCUGGAAGAACCAGAUCCCAUGGAUGUGGAGGAGAAGAAGGAAGUGGUAACAGCCUGCUAUGUCCUUAUUGAGAUGGGGAUCCAGGAAUGCCUGAGCGAAGAGAAGCCGCUGCUGGAAGAAGUGCAGAAAAUGCAGCUCAUGAGAAUCAUGGAGGAGGCAUUUGGCGCUGUAAUAUUCUAUCUGAGACAGGUUAGGCAGGAGGAGCUACACAAUCCUUUUAUAUUUGCUUCUGUUCGAAUCCUUGGAGCCUGGAUGGCAGAAGAAACAUCCUCCCUGAAACAGGAAAUCUGUGAGCUGUUGCCUUUCCUUGUUCAUUAUGCCAAGAAGCUUUUCAAAGAGGGAGAGACAGCUGCAAGUCUUUCCCAGCAUGAUGGGACGCCGGCUGGGCUCGACAGCUCCGAGGGCUCAGGCUUACCCCGGGAUGCUCUGAGAUUUCUGCUACCUGGCUUUUGCCAUUUAACAGCAGAGGACAAGCCCCGGGACAUCCUCGUCUCAGAAGGAUUACCAGCACUGCUGUGUGAGUACUUCCUGCAUCAGUGGAAGGUGCUGAUAUCGGAGCCCAGGUCCCUGACUCCAUUGACAAGCACUGAAAUGAGUCUACAGACUGCAUGUGGGAUUUUCUUUAACCUGGUUGUGACUGCACCAGCUAUUAUCAGGCAAGACAAGUCUUUUUCCUCUUUGAUGGACAUGUUGAUGAAGUCUCUGCCAUUUCUGCUACCCCAGAAAGAUCACCUGGUUCUAGCAGCCAACAUUGCCACUCUGGGCUUGAUGAUGGCCAGGAUUCUUGCAAAUUCAGCAGUUCUUCAGGGGACCAAGUCUGCCAAGGAGUUUUUUGGAGCUACCAUUCACUUCCUAUCAGAGGCCCACGCUGCUCAAACAGACCCCAACAGCCACUGUUUGGCCAUGGCCGUGUCGCCUGCCUAUGAGACCGCCUGGGCUGACAUCCGUGAGCUUUGGUUCCUGGGGAUGCAGGCCUUUGCCAGCUGUGUGUCGCUUUUCCCGUGGCUGCCACAAACAGUGCUCCAGGCACAGUGGCUGGAAGGUCUCUCGGAGUUGUUGGCCCAAGUCGCUCCAACCUCAGUGGAUUUUGAACUCAUUGCUGCUUUCCAGGGUGUCUUGGUAGAGCUGGCCAGAGCCAGUAAACCAUGCAAAGAAGUGAUUAUGUUGCACCAGGGGGAGGAAUGGGCAAAUCUUUACGGUAUGGCAGCUUUGGAACAGUGUCUUUCUGAGCAGUAGAGUCUCUUUUCAUCAGCAAUACAGGGUGGAAAAUAAAGCCAGGCACCUGCACAAAAUGUGUUAAUCGUCACACAGACUCUGAUGCUAGGUAGGGACAAGAAACAUUUACAAGACCAAACUUCAUAAAAUUAGAGCAAUGCAGCAGAGUGCAGCAGGAUUUGUUCAGUGCGAAUACCUGAUGCCCAGAACAGUUGCUGCCUCUAUAUAUUUCAAGAUGUACCUGUUCAACCUUCUGUCAAUGUUUCUUUAUCUUUAAAAACAACCCUUUACACUUUUGAGGAA